ACAUCUUGGGCUCAAGGGGAUUGUAAGGAUGCCACAACCUCUGCAAUGAAGAGAUCUGAUCCGAGGAAGAAAAAAACCCAAACCUCUAAGGAAACAUCUACUGCUCCCAUGCUUCGCAAAGGAGGAAAAAAUUUAUCUAUGUUAAAAGCAGCAAUACAUCUCCCUUCCCCAGGCCCAUCCAAUGCAUGCUCAGAAGAAGACGAUGAGACACCGGUUGACGAAGAGGCCAUGGAAGACUUCAUACGCCAAGAGCAAGAAAGACGUUUAAAAUGGUCAAGGGUAGCAGCCAGGCGAAGAAGGGGGUUGGAAAAGAACAUUAGGGGUUGUCGUACCCGCAUCACUAUAAUUCAGCGACAGGAGGAAGCUCUUCAGCGACAGAAGGAAGCUCUCCAGCGACAGAUGGAGGUAUUGGUUCGGAACAGGGAAUCUUCUGUUGCCGAGUUACAACAAUCUGAGAUGUGCCUCAAUAAACUUAUUGAAAUUGGUUGCUAACUUGUUAAUAAAUUUCAUUCAAUACCUA
Anoplophora glabripennis (Asian longhorned beetle) is the source of this 520-nucleotide messenger RNA. RefSeq lists its product as uncharacterized. The transcript is spliced from 2 exons. NCBI's taxonomy places the organism in Eukaryota, Metazoa, Arthropoda, Insecta, Coleoptera, Cerambycidae. The coding region runs from base 46 to 492 and encodes 148 amino acids. The record is from RefSeq and is a predicted model, not a curated record.